CUAACCUACAACGGAAUGUUACCAUGCAUAGUCAUGCUCUUUAACUUCGCCAAUCACGAGGGGUGGUACAUUUUAACUUGCUCGUGUGACCGUUUCUAUUUGUUUGGGAUAUUGCCACAAUUGUGUUGUUACAGUCGCCGCACUUCAUGAGUGAAUAUCCAAUUGCCAAUUCUACCCCUCUGGCCGCUGCUACUGUCGUUUUUCUUCUCCCCAAUUCCGGUCAGACAAACAGAGACGGAGAUGGGUUCUUGGUCGAUCGCCAAUUUUCUCCACGUUUUACUACUCUUACCCACUUCUCUUUCUCUUUGUACCCUCCAUGGAGCUCCUGAUCCAACCCACUACCCAAAAGAGCUUCUGAGCGCAGCUCAGCAAGAUAAAAACUGGUUAUUAUCCGUAAGAAGGCAAAUCCAUGAAAACCCAGAACUCAAAUUCCAGGAGUACAACACCAGCGCUCUUCUGCGCAGAGAGCUCGACCCUCGGAUCCCUUACGAACACCCGAUUGCCCAAACCGGAAUUGUUGCGGAAAUCGGCUCCGGUUCGAGCCCUGUUGUUGCUCUUCGAGCCGACGUGGACUCUCUCCCGUUGCAAGAGCUUGUUGAGUGGGAGCACAAGUGUAAGGUUGAUGGGAAAAUGCACGGCUGUAGAUAUGAUGCUCACACCACCAUGUUUCUUGGUGCUGCUAAGUUGCUUAAUCAACGAAAAGAUUAACUCAAGGGAACUGUGAGACUUCUGUUUCAACCUGGUGAGGAGGGAGGCGCUGGGGCCUCUGAAAUGAUAAAUGGAGGUGCUUUUGGUGAAGCUGAAGCCAUAUCUGGGAUGCACGUUGAUUUUACAAUACUCACAGGAACUGUAGCGUCGGUUGCAGGGCCACACUUAGCUGCUGUUUCCAUGUUUGAAGCCAAAAUAGUCGGGAAAGGCGCUGCCGCAAAACCCCAUAGCUCUGCUGAUCCAGUACUUGCUGCCUCAUUUGCAAUUUUGCCGUUGCAACAGCUCAUCUCAAGAGAAACUGAUCCCAUCCAUAGCCAUUUUUCUGUGCUGAAUGUCCUAUCUGUUACUUAUGUUAGAGGUCGGACUGCAUCGAAUGUAAUUCCAUCGUAGGUUGAAUUUGGAGGCACUUUAAGGAGUCUUACAACUGAAGGCUUGUACCGACUCAGGAGGCAAUUGAAAGAGGUUGUUGAAGGACAGGCAGCCGUGCAUAGAUGUAACGCAUAUGUUGACACAAAAGAUGAAGAAUACCCACCAUUGCCUGCUGUUGUCAACGAUGAAAGCUUGCAUAUGCAGGCACAGAGGGUCGGAAAACUUUUGCUUGGUCAUGAGAAUGUGAAGUUGUGCCGUAAAGUGAUGGCAGGUGAAGACUCUGCCUUCCAUCAGCAGUUGAUUCCUGGAAUCAUGCUUAGCAUUGGAAUUAGAAAUGAGGAAGCGGGUUCGGUUCACUCUCCGCACUCCCUCUUUCUUGAUGAGGAUGUCCUUCCAGUUGGGGCAGCAUCACACGCUGCUUUGGCGGAGAGUUAUUUGGACGAGCACCAGCAUUAUGCACACGUUGAAAUUUGAGAGCCAUUGGAGAAACCUUGAUGGUUGCAUACUGCUAGCCUUGUUAUGGUGAAAUUUCAGAAGUAGCUUUUGUGUAAUGAUACAGUUGUUUAUAAAUAACAUAGAAGAAGUAGCUUUUGUGUAAUAUGAAUCUGCAAAAUCCUAAACCCAAUCUUUGAGCCCAUGCAAACUCCCAAAGUAUACCCGAAUACAGUUACCAUGGAAGGAUCCAUGAUUAUAAGUUUCUGUGGUCAGAGGAUCCAUAAUUAUGUGGUUGUAUUUUGAAUCAUGGUGGUGUUCGGUUUAAUCAAGUUUGCUGACAUUUUAGGUCUUUUGUGGAAGGGAUUUUUCAGUGUAUUCGGAA
Messenger RNA from Pyrus x bretschneideri (Chinese white pear), 1894 nucleotides. Its product is annotated as IAA-amino acid hydrolase ILR1-like 5. Gene Ontology annotation, biological process: auxin metabolic process. Gene Ontology annotation, cellular component: endoplasmic reticulum. The record is from RefSeq and is a predicted model, not a curated record. Gene Ontology annotation, molecular function: IAA-Ala conjugate hydrolase activity. Lineage: Eukaryota; Viridiplantae; Streptophyta; Magnoliopsida; Rosales; Rosaceae.